Messenger RNA from Suillus discolor, 702 nucleotides. RefSeq lists its product as uncharacterized. The transcript has 3 exons. Lineage: Eukaryota; Fungi; Basidiomycota; Agaricomycetes; Boletales; Suillaceae. The coding region runs from base 1 to 702 and encodes 233 amino acids. The record is from RefSeq and is a predicted model, not a curated record.
AUGGAACGAACAAUUGGUAAUCUUGGGCAAGAAAUACGCCUGCAUAAUUCUUCAGUCUAUGCUAAUUUGUCUCAACGUGCCAUCCGACGCUGCCAAAUCAAUGCUCUCAAGGCCAUCAUUCCCACGAUCGAACCCUCAGCCAACGUACUCCCAAAAGGAUCGCUGGAUCUUGGGGAGAGAUCACCUCACGCAGUCCGUCCUUGUGAAUCUGACGCUAUCCUUCAGUACUUGGCCACCAGCGACAUUCAUAUUCCUUCUGCUCCUCCUGUGACUAGAUGGGCUCGACUGUGUCUUCCUAAUGGACAGGUUGCACGAUCGGCCUGGAAGGAAAAUGCGAUGUCAAAACAGCCAAGGAUGGCACGGAAUGUGAAGUUGUUAAUUGAUGGGCAUACGAGCAUCGCUGAGGUCUAUUUCUAUUUCAAUAUGACAAUUCACGAUCAGCAGAAGACAUUCGCGCUGGUGUCUGAAUUCAGUCAACCACACCCGGAACUCGAACAUUCUUUCCAAACAGUCUUCGCAUGUCGUCAUCAUGGCGACAAUUCAUUAAAACUAAUUGAAGCAUCUACUAUACAAGCUGUGGUCGCAAUGGUUCCCCAUCACUUCCCUGGAAUUAAUGGCACUCUCUUCUACCUUAUAGAGCGCCCAGGUUUGGACUUGUUGACCAUGAGUGGUGCUGGGGAAGAUAUACUGGACGAAGAAUAA